This is a messenger RNA of Cucurbita pepo subsp. pepo (vegetable marrow), 1644 nucleotides long. Its product is annotated as transcription factor DIVARICATA. NCBI's taxonomy places the organism in Eukaryota, Viridiplantae, Streptophyta, Magnoliopsida, Cucurbitales, Cucurbitaceae. Gene Ontology annotation, molecular function: DNA binding. The record is from RefSeq and is a predicted model, not a curated record.
AAUGGAAUGAUUGAUGACCAAUAAAACCAACGGACUGCGACGAAUGUUAUCAUCAUUCCGCAGAAAAGUUGAAGGAAGUCAGCCUCCGCCGCCUCCGCCACCUCCCCCUCACAUACUCAUAACUCGUCUUCUUCAAUCUUCAUCACUGUACUCAAAUUUCCACCAUUACAGACGAACGGAGCUCCUUCUUCCACUGCGUUUUUGUAUUUUACAUUCUCACUCUCAAUUUGGUUUGUGGGUUUCAAUCUCUGUUCUCAAAUUCGCCCUUCUCGAACUCUCCAUUUCCAUUAAACAAAUGGGUGAAAAAGAAAAUUAAAAGAAAAAUGAUGAUCUGAGAGCUCGAGGGGCAUGAUUCUUUUCGAUUCUGAAAAGCGAGUCGCUCCCCUUUUUAUAAGAUUCUUUAGCCAUUUGUGAAAGGAGAUUCUUGAUUCCUUCGUAAUGAUUCCGAUUUAAACGCCCCCUUUUCAAAAUCGCUCUAAAAAGCCUCAAUGUCUCUUGCCCUUUCCCCUUCCUCUUGACUUCAAAAUCAAAACCCCUUUUCCAAAUGGACUUAUAAAUGACCUCCUAACCCACACCCUUCACAAACUUACCUCCUUCCGGGCCACACCCAUGGAGACUCUGUACCCAUCUUCCCACCUCUCCACUUCCGCCUGGUUCCUGCUUCAUAAUCCAACCACAAAGUGGACCAAGGAAGAGAACAAGAUGUUUGAGAGCGCCCUCGCUAUAUAUGAUAAGGAAACGCCUGACAGAUGGCUCAAGGUUGCGGCCAUGAUCCCUGGAAAGACUGUGGGAGAUGUGAUUAAGCAAUAUAGAGAGCUUGAAGAAGAUGUUUGUGAAAUAGAAGCUGGGAGAUUCCCAAUCCCAGGUUAUGAUCUCGCCUCUUCUUUUUCGUUUGAGUUCGGGGAUGAUCGAAAUUUCGAUGUGUAUAGAAGGAAAUCUUGUGUUGGUAGGGGCUCUGAUCAUGAAAGGAAGAAAGGGGUUCCAUGGACAGAGGAAGAACACAAGCAAUUCCUGAGGGGACUUUUGAAAUAUGGAAAAGGGGAUUGGAGGAACAUUUCAAGAAACUUUGUGAACUCAAAAACACCAACCCAAGUGGCAAGCCAUGCCCAAAAGUACUUCAUGAGGCAGCUAUCAGGAGGGAAGGACAAGAGACGGCCAAGCAUCCAUGACAUCACGACCGUGAAUCUCACAGAAGCCACUGCAUCAGAGAAUGAGAAACUGUUGCCUUGUUUGGAUCAGAAUGAGAAGGCAGGCUGCUAUCAAAAGGUGUUGUUUGAUUGGAAAGGAGCCACCAACGGGGGACUGCUCGGUUUAGGACCUAACUAUAGCGAUUGUGUUGUGUCAUUCCCAUCUGGGAUUGUUGCAAAUGGAGUAAAGAAGGAGCAACAUCAUCGAGAACUGAAGGAUGCAUAUUAUGGAACUUACUCCAUAUUGCAUCAAAUUUACAGAUAAGGUAGAUGCAUAGCAUAUGGAUGUUCGUGUUUAUGUUGGGUCGAUGUAAACGCCAAGUCCAAUAAUCAAUACUUCUUUUGUGAUGUUAUGUUUAUGAAGAUUAAAAGGUUCAUAGAUUCUGUUGUUGAUCAUUAAAGACAUGUAUGCCAUAUGAAAUGGAAAGCAAAAAAAAACUUAGCAUUUGUUCUUGGA